Messenger RNA from Leptopilina heterotoma, 1795 nucleotides. RefSeq lists its product as uncharacterized. The record is from RefSeq and is a predicted model, not a curated record. The transcript has 5 exons. Bases 110 to 1795 code for a protein of 561 amino acids. Lineage: Eukaryota; Metazoa; Arthropoda; Insecta; Hymenoptera; Figitidae.
CGAGUGUCGACGUGAUUAGUACUUUACGUAUUUUUAAAUAUAAUUAUAAAACAUUUUGUUAAUAAUAUUGAUACAAAUUUUUUCAUUAGGAAUAAUUCUUGUCGACGAAAUGAAACUUUCGCAGUCGUUGACAUUUAAUCGCGAAAAUUUAAAAUUCGAAGGCUUUACAGAUUUGGGAAAAUGGACACCUGAUAAUAAAAAAAAGGGAGACCACGCCUUGGUUUUCAUGUAUCAACCAUUUAGAGGGAAAUGGGUACAAACAUUGGGCUGCUUUUUAAGUGUCGGAAGUGCAUCUGGCACUGUUCUCCAUAAAUUAUUGCUGGAAGCUAUUGCACUCACAGAGAAAAGUGGUUUCUUUGUUGACGCUGUAGUGACUGAUGGUGCCAGUUGGUACAGGUCAAUGUGGAAUAUGUUUGGAGUUACAGCUGAGGAAGUCAGUGUAUGUCAUCCUUGUUGUGAUGAAAGAAGGCUGUGGUUUUUAUCCGAUUUUCCACACUUGAUAAAAGCACUUCGAAACUUUUUAAUAAAAUUUUCAAAAUAUGACAUAAUCUAUACUCCAGAUGGCUGCAUCAGUUUAAAGCAUUGGUAUGCUUUAUUGGAACUUUUAAAUCAGCUCUCGUACGAUUUAAAAGUUAAUUAUACGCUUCGUUUAGAUCAUUUGGAACCAAAAUAUUUCCAAAAAAUGAAUGUGGCUUUAGCAUUCCAAUUCUUUAAUAUUCACCACGCCUUGGAAAUUUACGAAAAUCGUCACAUAGAUUUGGAAGAUUGUGAGGGAUUUAAAAAAUUCUGCAAGAGAAUAACAUCAUUAAUUAAAUCUAUGAACAGUCGUACUGCUUUCGAGGCAAUGACUCCUAAAAAUGAAAUUUGGAAGACCGUUGAGGAGUUUGUCGAAUAUCUUGAAGAAUGGCUGAAACAAGCGAAUGAGAAUCCUAAAGCACAAUAUGAAUUUAUGAGCAGCAACUGUUGUUAUGGUUUAAAAGUAUCACUUAAAGCUGCAAUGGAGAUUUGCACCUUUUUAACUGACCAUUGGUGUAAUGUGGAAGGACCUGAAAUUUUCAAAGUUUUACUUUCUUUGGAAGAUGUUGGAGAUUCUAUUGAGAGGAAGGAACAAUGGGAAAGUAUUUUAGAUACAAUUAUUGAUAAAGGCUCUUGCAUUGAUUAUACGGAUGAAAAAGUUAUAAAAGAGCAUGACUAUUGCUAUUCUGAAGCAUCUACUUAUGCUAUAACUUACGUUUCCGGUUAUGUAAGUAGGAAAGGAUCAAGAUUUACGAAAUUCCUUACGGAAAACAAACCUUUCAUUUGUAAGGAGUGCUCCUCCAGUUUAAUUUUGGCUGACGGAAAUACAAUUCCAGAACGCCAUAAAUUAAUUGAAAUGAAAACGAAAGGAUUUCUAAAACAUCCUUCCCAACGUUUGUAUAAUUUGAUUUGCGUGCUUGAAAAGGCAAUCUCAAGUGUCAUUAAUGAAAAAGAUAUUCAGUGUGAUACCUUUUUUCAAGUUACGCAAAAACUCUAUGAUUUAUCUCCCAUACCCUUCGUAGGAUGCGAAGAACAUAAAGAUGGUUUAACGAGACGAAUCUUAAACUUUUACUUAACAACGCGCAUGCUGCUUGUGUGUAAAAAAAAAAACAUAAACGACAGUGAAGAACGAAAACAAAUAAAAGAAAAACGAAAAUCUGCUAAACUUGUAGCUGUCACUAAAAAGAAAAUUUUAAAGUCUACAAGUAAAGAAAUGGAUUGCUGCGAAGAUCCAACAAAAAUUGCUCUGAAGAAAAAACGAGUUUAUAAGAAAAAAUGA